Messenger RNA from Engraulis encrasicolus (European anchovy), 1413 nucleotides. Its product is annotated as sulfotransferase 6B1-like. The record is from RefSeq and is a predicted model, not a curated record. Lineage: Eukaryota; Metazoa; Chordata; Actinopteri; Clupeiformes; Engraulidae. Gene Ontology annotation, molecular function: sulfotransferase activity. Gene Ontology annotation, cellular component: cytoplasm. Gene Ontology annotation, biological process: sulfation. Bases 242 to 1132 code for a protein of 296 amino acids. The transcript has 7 exons.
ACAGUUUCAGGCACUGACGUCUUUCAGUAUUUAAGAAGGCGCUCUGUUUCUGUCUUUCCUUCACUCUACUCUACUCAGCUUUUAGUUUUCAAGAAUUCUCUGUACAAUCCAUCUAUCUAUCCAGUUGACCAUCAAUCCAUCAGCGCAUUCAACCAUCCAUCCAGCCAGUCAGCCAGACAGUCAGCCAGCCAGCCCUCCAGCCAUCCAUCCAUCCAGAGGACCGACUGACUGACUGUCCACCAUGAGCCAAGCGCCAGGCCCCCGUCCUGACCUCCUGGAGCGGGCGAAGGAGGUGAAGGAUGAAGACAAGCUGUACAUGUUCGAGGGGACGCUAUACUCCAGCAUCAUGAGCCCCGAGGAGAACCUGCAGGCCGUUAGGACCCUGGAGGCCCGGAGCGAUGACGUGCUCCUGGUGGCCUACCCCAAGUGUGGAUUCAACUGGAUGGUGUCUGUGCUUCGGAAGAUCAUAGCGGCCUCCCGUGGACAGGAGAGUGCCUCCGAUAAGCCUCCUCUGAUUGAGUUCUGCACACCACAGGCUCAAAAGGGCCUAGCAGACCAGCCCUCCCCAAGGCUGUUGGGUACCCAUCUGCACCCUGAUAACAUCCCUGCCUCUUUCAAACAGAAGAAAACCAAAAUGCUGGUGGUCUGGAGGAACCCCAAAGACACCCUGGUCUCCUACUUUCACUUCAUGAAUAAAAACCCAGUGCUGCCCAACGUGGAAUGGGACAAGUUCUUCUCAGACUUCAUGAGUGGAGAAGUUGGCUGGGGUUCCUAUUUUGACCAAGUGUUGGCCUGGGAUGAACUGAUGGAUGAUCCCAAUGUGAAGAUUGUUACUUUUGAAGAGUUAAAACAGGACCUCAGUGAAGGCAUCAGGCAAGUCUCCCAGUUCUUUGGCUUCCCCCUGACGGAGGAGCAGGUGCAGACCAUCUACUCAGAGAGCACCUUCAGUGCCAUGGCCGCCAAGAACACGCACGGCAAAAUGGGCAACGUCUUCUUCAGGAAAGGCGAGGUGGGUGAUUGGAAGAACCACUUCAGUGAAGCCCAGAGCCAGCAGAUGGAUGAGGAGUUCAACAAGAGACUAGCAGGAACCAGACUGGGGAACAGACUCAAAUAUGACACCUACUGCAAAUAGACUAUCAGGAACCAGACUGGGGAACAGACUCAAAUAUGACACCUACUGCAAAUAGACUAUCAGGAACCAGACUGGGGAACAGACUCAAAUAUGACACCUACUGCAAAUAGAGGAGAACCAGACUGGGGAACAGACUCAAAUAUGACACCUACUGCAAAUAGAAAGAGGGGGAUUAUGAAAACCUUUUCAAAGUAAAAAAAUAUAUUUCCUCUUUUUUCUAAAAUGACUAGAAAUAUGCAAGAUGUAUGUGGAACUUGUUCAAGUAAAAAUGAAAUAAAAAA